AGUGUGAGCUCAUAGUCAUAAAAUAUAAAUUUGUUUGUAGUGACAGUAGGCCGCCGUGUUAAUUUUUCUGGAAAUUUGUUUAAAUAUUAUUAAUUUUCAUUUCCUUUGGAUAUUUAAAAUCUAAAAGUUUAUUUUACUUUAAGACAAUCAUGGCUCAUUACAAGGGUGCAGCUUCAGAGGCUGGAAGAGCAAUGCAUUUAAUGAAAAAGAGAGAAAAGGCGCAACAAGAAAUCGAACUCCGAAAGAAGAAAAUUGAAGAGGACCUCAAGAUUGAUAACAUUGAAAAUAAAUUCGCAACACAUUACGACGCAGUGGAGCAGCAAUUGAAGAGUUCUACAAUAGGACUUGUUACACUUGAUGAAAUGAAAGCUAAACAAGAACACAUAGUCCGUGAAAGAGAGAAAAAGCUUGCCCAGAAGAAAGCCGAAAAGGAAAAGGAGAGACAAAAAGAAAUAGAAGCAAAACUAGCUCAAAAGAAUAAGCAAAAGAGACAGAUACAAGCUCUGUCUUUUGAUAUAAACGAUGAAGAAGAUGAUGAUGAUGUCAAGGAACAAGAAAUACCUGAAGUUGAUUGGAAGGAAAAAUCUGAGAUGCCUCCAAAAAAAAUUCGUAAGAAUCCAGAUGUUGAUACAUCAUUUUUACCAGAUAGAGAAAGGGAGGAAGCGGAUCUUAAGCUAAGGGAAGAACUAAGACUGGAAUGGGUUAUGACUCAAGCCAGUCUGAAGGAUGAACCGAUAACUGUCACAUUUAGUUACUGGGAUGGAUCAGGCCAUAGAAGAAAUGUUACCCUAAAAAAAGGAAACUCUAUAUACCAAUUUUUACAAAGAUGCUUAGAUACUUUAAGACCAGAGUUUAGUGAACUGAAAACAGUAUCAGCUGAUCAACUAAUGUAUGUGAAGGAGGAUUUAAUUUUACCACAUCACUAUACUUUCUAUGACUUCAUUGUUACAAAGGCAAGGGGUAAAAGUGGGCCUUUAUUCCAAUUUGAUGCAUCUGAUGAUAUAAGACUUAUGAAUGAUGCCUCUCAGGAAAAGCAAGAUUCACAUGCAGGAAAAGUCCUUUUACGGUCAUGGUAUGAAAGAAAUAAACACAUAUUUCCUGCAUCUAGAUGGGAACCCUAUGACCCUACAAAAACUUAUUCCAAAUAUACUAUCAAAGGGAAAUGAAAUAUACAAAUCAACAUAUUUAAAUUUAUUUUACAAUAAU
Messenger RNA from Pieris brassicae (large cabbage white), 1206 nucleotides. RefSeq names its product protein FAM50 homolog. The record is from RefSeq and is a predicted model, not a curated record. Gene Ontology annotation, cellular component: nucleus. The transcript has 6 exons. The coding region runs from base 150 to 1166 and encodes 338 amino acids. Lineage: Eukaryota; Metazoa; Arthropoda; Insecta; Lepidoptera; Pieridae. Gene Ontology annotation, biological process: chromatin organization.